AUGCGAUCUCCGUCCCUGCCCGAGGCAGCCCUUCCCAGCGUGGACCCGACCUCGGAGACGGCCAUGCAGGGCACGAAGCCGGCUCGAGACGGCGAGGCGCUCCAGCGCGGCCUCCGCGAGGGCUCCCUCGAGGGCCCGGUCGCCGCCGCGAGCACGAUGGCCCUCCUCGCCUCGAAGGUCCUCUCCGGCGCUGCCCUGCUCUGCCUCGCCAGCUCGGUCAAGGUUGGCGACUGCGAGUUCAAGGCCAUGAAGGUGGCGAUUGCGGGCUGUGCGGUAUGCUCACAGUGCGUGCUCCCGCCCAACGAGGCGCCCGCUGCUGCUCGCCUCGAUGCCCUGCCCGAGGCCCUGCCAGGGGCCGCGGCGGGCCCUCCUGUGGCGGUGGCAACCGCAGCGGUCGCCUCGCUCGCGGCGGCGCUGGCGGGGGUGGUGGCGUGGCGCGGCCGGCGCGCUGCGCCUGCAACGGCGCGCAGCGCGCUGGUGGCGGAGGGGCAGGGCGAGGACACCCCGAUAAUGGAGGGCGGCAGCGCCGCAGCGCCCCCCUGA
Molecule: messenger RNA, 543 nt
Organism: Prorocentrum cordatum
Lineage: Eukaryota; Dinophyceae; Prorocentrales; Prorocentraceae
Source: the annotation of a GenBank genome assembly